AUGCCGUGCUUCAAGGGGAUCGCCGUGAGCAUCCACUCCAACGGAGCACCGCUCCCAGAGCAUGGUAUUCAGAAACAGUCACGGGUUUCAAGGAUCAGCACCUACAUACCUGUGCCCACUCCCCAGCUUAAUGACAACUCCAACACUCCCGAGCCGGCCCGCUUCGCCAUAUCUAUUACCCUUUUGACCCCCGGAUUAGCCAUUCCGUACUCGACGCCGAAACCUACCGAGUCGAAUCCGAAGCCGAAGCCCCAAUAUGUCGCCAGUCUUCCCUCGACCUCGGGCGAGUAUGGCAAGGUUACGACUGGUGUGACUCCGUAUAUACCGAUGACGAAUUCACCUAAUGAAACGAUUGCGGCAUACAUUUAUUUCGACGGACGCGCCAAGGAAGAAGUCGCAACCCUACUACGACCCGGCGAAGAAACCUGGGUCAAUAGUCGUUGGGUCCAGGUUCCCGAGUCCGAGGGCGGUGGUCUCGCCGAGAGGGAGUUCCUAUUCAGGGAAGUCGGCCUGGAGCGCUGGCUCAACGGUCUCGAUCUUCAGGGCGACGACGCCCAGGCGAAGAUCGAGCGCCGACGUAAGAAGUUUGAAAAGCGCCGAAGGCGUCAGAAGCGUGAUGAGGAAUUGGCCGAGUCGAACGGAAGCCGCGGCGUGCUACGAUACGGAGCCGACGACGGUUCCCCCGUGCAAGCGCUAUCGGACGAUUCGGACUCCCUUUCGGACGACGACGAGCCUCCCGAGGCUACGGGCCAGAUCAAGGUUUCCAUGUUUAGGGUCCUUGCGUCGGGCGAAAUCAAGAAGGGUGAAUACUCCCCCCAGUUCGAUGCCCACGACGAUGACGAGGACGAUCUGGAUGCUGUAGCCGCGGACAGCAGCAACUCCCUAGCUGCUGAUGUGGAGCAUACCACUAGUUUUGCGAAGCCCAAGACGUUGGACCCCAGCACGAUUAGCACUCAGACUGUAACUGGAAUCGAUGGACCCGACAAGCCAUAUGCGACGUUUACAUUUUUCUACCGUGGCGAACGCCAACUCCAAAAGAUCGGAGUUUUAUCCAAGAGCAAUGUGCAGAGCACCCCCGGCGGUUCCAAACGUCGCUCAGCUCAGCUCGACUUCUCUAGCCUCGGACCUCUCAAGACUAGCGGCACCGUUGGCUUCUCGGCCUUCCGCGAUGCGGAGCGCGAUUCAAGCCGGCGGAAGAAAGCUCGAAAGAAGUCUAAUGGCAACGCGACUGGUGUACAAGACGACAGCGAUGACGAUGACGACGAGGAUGAAAGUGAAAUACUGAUCAAAAUGCAAGACAUGGAUGACAAGGAAAUCAACACGACUUCCGGUGAAACUGCGAUUCCGAAGGAGCUCGCUGAUGGAGUUGAUCGGAUGAGGCUUAAGCGGGCUCAUUCUGCUGAUCCAGACAGCUCAGCCGCGUCGCCCCACGCUGCGAGUCCAGCACCGUCUAGUGGAUCUGGCCUCCAGCCAUCUCUGCUUAGUAGGGAUGCUGGUGGAUCAACCAAGGACACGAAGCCUGGUCCUGUGGCCUCGGCGGUGCCACCGAGCAGCAAGCCCGACGACUCUACCAUACUCGGCAGCCCAAUGAAGAGGCAUCGGCCUAGCGUUAGUGGCCCUGUGGACACGGGCCCUUCAGUACCUGGCGCUGGGCUCGGUGGAUUGGAUGGAAUACUAUCAGGUACCAGCGGCGCAACAACUACCCAGGGAAAGCAGCCUUUCGCCCCCGAUGCUUCCAACGCAAUGGAGGAAGAGGAAGAGCUAUGA
Messenger RNA from Scedosporium apiospermum, 1767 nucleotides. RefSeq lists its product as uncharacterized. Bases 1 to 1767 code for a protein of 588 amino acids. Lineage: Eukaryota; Fungi; Ascomycota; Sordariomycetes; Microascales; Microascaceae. The transcript is spliced from 3 exons. The record is from RefSeq and is a predicted model, not a curated record.